CAGAUCAAAUGGGAGGUAGAUUGCCAUCACCACCUGGACGCAGACAGCCGUUCCAGUCGGCAUCCGUAUUUAGAGACUUCAGACAAGGGAGUCGAUAUGGAGAGAAUAUUUCCCCUGGGGGUAGUGCACUGGAUUUGUCAGAGUUUCCAGCUUUAGCCAACAGGAUGUUAGACAGUGGCAGCAGUGGGUCAGCACCAAGCAGGCCAUCCUAUGGAGUAGUAUCAAAACCAGCAGAACCCCAACCUGAUUUCUCUAUCCUGAAUGAGGACUUCCCUGCUCUACCUGGUUCUGGGUUUUUGAACAAGCAAGGUGAGAGCAGUGACGCCACCUCACAGCAGGACACCAGCAAACCACUUGUUAGUUCUCUGGGCACAAGUACCACAUCAAGCAUCUUUCAUAUGACUGAUUCCAGACCAGCAUCGUCAUAUGAGCAAGCCUUGAAAGACACCAACAGAGAUCUAAAGCUUGAUCCCAAACUAGCUGGACAGCCCUCCAAUAAACCACAGAGAGGUAUACAGACUUCACCUUCAGGAAUGAUUACAAAUAUCCCCAAAGGCAUGGUAACAGAUCAGUUCGGAAUGAUAGGAUUGCUAACAUUUAUCAGAGCAGCAGAGACUGAGCCCAACCUUGUAACAUUGGCCUUAGGAAGCGAUCUUACGACACUUGGACUUAACCUCAACUCACCUGAGAGCCUAUACCAUACAUUUGGAUCACCUUUUGCAGAAAGUCCUUGCAGACCACAUGAAAUAGAUUACCAUGUCCCCCCUGAUUAUCGAAUAAACUCGUACAUCAAAGAAAAGCUUGCACCCAUCAAACUGAGUCGAUACAGUGAGGAUUUGCUGUUCCACUUGUAUUAUACGAAUGGUGGAGAUAUUCUACAAUUAGCAGCAGCGGCUGAAUUGUAUGCACGAGACUGGAGGUACCACAAGGAUGAAAGGACGUGGCUAACACGAGCACCAGGGGUGGAGCCACAGAUCAAGUCAACCAACUACGAAAGAGGGACUUAUUACUUUUUUGACUGCAACUCGUGGAAAAAAGUACCUCGAGAAUUCCACUUAGAGUACGAUAAACUCGAGGAAAAGCCAACACUGCAACCCAUGGCAGCACAGUAGAAAGAGGAGGAUUUCUUUAAUGUAAAAAAUGAUCUUGGCAUGCAUGUACUAUUCAAAGUUUGGGCGAGACUUUUUCCUGUUUACAAAUGCUGUUUUUAUUCAUUUUCAUUUAUUCUUUCCUUCCGAGUAGAAUUCGUAAAGGUGCAACAAUUGGUUUUCAAUCAUUUGCUAGGGAGUACAAUAAAAAAAGUCAAGGCAGCUAAGUUGUUGGCUAUGACGUCAUCACCAAAAACAGAWUAUCGUUAACCUCCGAAAUAAGGCGCCCAAAUUUAAGCGCUAGCAAAACCAACCCCAUUAAAUUUGAAACGCAAUAUAAGCCAUCCCAAAUAUAAGCCAUGAGACUAUUUUAAAAACAGUGUUUCCAA
Molecule: messenger RNA, 1477 nt
Organism: Actinia tenebrosa (Australian red waratah sea anemone)
Lineage: Eukaryota; Metazoa; Cnidaria; Anthozoa; Actiniaria; Actiniidae
Product: CCR4-NOT transcription complex subunit 2
Biological process (GO): regulation of DNA-templated transcription
Cellular component (GO): CCR4-NOT core complex
Source: RefSeq, a predicted model, not a curated record